Molecule: messenger RNA, 909 nt
Organism: Acanthosepion pharaonis
Lineage: Eukaryota; Metazoa; Mollusca; Cephalopoda; Sepiida; Sepiidae
Source: the annotation of a GenBank genome assembly
AUGCUGUUCGUUUUUAUCAUUCGAAUGAACGGUAGGUGGCGCUGUUGGAAGCUUCCUACCAGAAUGGCGCUCUCUACGAAACAUGCUGACGAUGAUAGUCAGUAUGUAUUAGUGGCAAAAAUGGACAAUGUACGAAAUUUGGCUAAUAUUCUCAAGGCCGUACAUUUUAAAGAAAUAGCCACAAUAUUUGCCAGUGAUUUGGGCCUCAAGAUCACAGUGGAGGAUUUCAAGUGUGUCCAAGCCAAUGCCUUCAUCCAGUCAGCCGUCUUUCAUGAAUAUAUUAUUACAGAAGAACAAAUUACUUUCAAGAUCAACCUUAAUGUAUUAAUUGAAUGCCUGACCAUAUUUGGCACUAGUUCCUUAAGUGGGGUGCUGACAAGCCUGAAGAUGUGUUAUAAGGGUUAUGGACAUCAUUUAAUACUUAUGCUUGAAGAAGAUGGUGUUCUUACAGAUUGCAGCAUUAAAACAAUGGAACCAGAUGAGGUCCUUGAUUUUGACUUCUGCAGUACAAAUGUCGUUAAUAAAAUUAUCAUGAAGUCUGAGUGUCUUCGAGAAGCAUUCAGUGAAUUGGACAUGACCAGUAAUGUCUUGGAAUUCCUGUUAUCGCCAGACCCACCCCAUUUCCGACUGUCCACUUUUGGAAAUGCAGGAAGGGCACACUCAGACUUUCCGAAAGAUUCAGAUAUGAUAGAAUCAUUCCAUUGUACAUCAACUCAGGUGAACAGGUAUAAGAUUUCUCUGUUGAAGCCAUCAGUAAAGGCCCUAUCCAUCUCAUCACGAGUCUCCAUUCGAAUGGAUAACAGGGGAUUUUUAUCACUUCAGUAUAUGAUCAAGAAUGAAGAUGGUCAAGUGUGCUUUGUAGAAUUUUAUUGUGUUCCUGAUGAAGAAGAAGAGGAAGAACAAGAUUGA